GAGAAACAGAGGGAAAGGCAGGGUCUCCCCAGCCUCUCUACAUGGGACGUAUCUUUGUGGAAACCCACCCUGUGCGUAUAUGGUGGAAUAAGUACUUCGUCCCCUACUCCUUGUACACUGGCCCCUACCCUCCCUACGCUGGGGGCGGGGGCUACCUCCUCUCCAGAGAUGCCCUCUCUCUUCUCCUCCACGCCUCCACCAGGGUACCUCUCUUCCCCAUCGAUGAUGCCUACGUCGGCAUGGUCGCACAGGCAGCUAACCUACCAGCCAGACACCAUCCUGGCUUCAUGCCUGUGGAGUACUCUCCCUCCCGCCACCCCUGUCACUACCUCAACAGUAUCAUGGUCCUCCACAAGCUGCUACCCACAGACCUGCUUCAUCUCUGGAGCUUCCGCCAGACUCAGGUGCACUCCUGUAAGGACUCUGCCCAGGAUGGGCUCACCUUGGCCAGAGCCAACUCCCCUGGUUAGGAUUGAAGGGAAAGCUGAUCCUAUACCUAGGGCAGGGGUAUCAAACGUAUUUUGCUCUGCGGGACACAGUUGGUCUUCACUGAGGUUCGCAUUGAGAAUUUGCCCAAAAUAGGCCGUCUGUUUUUGAAAUGUUCAAUGUUACCUGGUGUCAAUUUUGCCCCAGCUAACACACCUGACUCCAAUAAUCACCAAAUUUAUUUGAUUUAACUAGGCAAGUCAGUUAAGAACAAAUUCUUAUGUACA
This is a messenger RNA of Salvelinus namaycush (lake trout), 713 nucleotides long. Its product is annotated as UDP-GlcNAc:betaGal beta-1,3-N-acetylglucosaminyltransferase 7-like. The coding region runs from base 42 to 470 and encodes 142 amino acids. Lineage: Eukaryota; Metazoa; Chordata; Actinopteri; Salmoniformes; Salmonidae. The transcript has 3 exons. Gene Ontology annotation, molecular function: hexosyltransferase activity. The record is from RefSeq and is a predicted model, not a curated record. Gene Ontology annotation, cellular component: membrane.